AUGCCGUACAUUUACUCUAAUCGCAACUCUCGAUUUCCUCACGACGGCAUCAUAAUAGCCCAAGAGCAGGCCUCUUAUAUGAACCUCUCUUCAAUCAAAGACAAUGUCUUGAUUAUACCAGGAACUCAAUUGCAACUUUUUAAUUCUUUCGAAACCGCGGGACUUGGUAAUGAUUGUAAUGAGAGUAUUGGAGAUAAAAAGGAUGGGCAGUUACAUGGCAAUAAUGAUAAUGUCUGUACAAAUGGGAACAAUUUAAUAGAACUUCCAAUUACAUUGCCUGUAACUGCAUCAGAUCAGUUGUCAAUCGAUAUUCUGAAUUUGUUUGAGGAGCUACUUCCAACAGAAGAGAGUUAUAAACGAAGAUUAGAAUUUGUCGAAAAGAUAAGACGAAUGUUAAAAGAAGAGUCGCAAGGGCAUGAUGUUGAUGUACAUUUGUUUGGAUCGUCAGUAAAUGACCUUGGCACGCUAUCAUCAGACGUAGAUUUAUGCAUCACUACCACUUCUCCAGAAUUGAAGAGCGUGCAAAACUUAGCAAAAAUAUUGAAAAAACAUAACAUAAACGAAGUCGUCACAGUUCCAAAGGCAAAAGUUCCAAUAGUUCGAUUAUGGGAUUCAGAGACGAGACUAGCCUGCGAUAUGAACAUAAAUAACACACUAGCAUUACACAACACUCGCCUAAUCAAAACAUACGUUUCCAUCGACCAGCGUGUACGUCCUCUUACCAUGAUAGUCAGGCAUUGGGCAGCUAAGCGUGUACUAAAUGACGCUGCAAAAGGUGGCACUUUGUCCACAUAUACAUGGACAUGUAUGGUCCUUAACUUUCUCCAAAUGCGCGAGCCUCCCAUUUUACCCGUUCUUCAUCAAAUGUCACCCAAAGGAGAGCCGAUAAUGGUCAAUGGAGAAAAUGCAGCGUUUUGUGAGGACGUUGAGCGUUUUAAGGAUUUCGGGGCUCCUAAUCGGGAGACUCUUGGAGGAUUAUUGUUCGCAUUUUUCAGGAGGUUUGCGUAUGAAUUUGACUAUCAACAUCAUGUGAUAUCUUUGCGUCAUGGAAAAUAUCUCACAAAGGAAUCCAAGGGCUGGCAUGUGGGUCCUGAUUGGCGAUUACUCUGUGUUGAAGAACCAUUCAAUACUUCACGUAACCUAGGUAACAGUGCGGACAUUGUGUGUGUAUAUGGAUUAAUAAGAGAGUUCCGUCGCGCUUGUAACAAGUUAUAUGAGAAUGUGAGUCUGGAUCUGUGUUGUGAGCAGUAUAUUCCCCCAAAAGGAGAAUAUGGAUGGUAUCCAGGGGUAGGUAGAGGAAAAUGGAACAGUAGCGCGAGUGGUGGCAUGAAGAAAGGGCAACAACAGAAUAACUAUUGGAAUAAAUAUAACGGAUAUCAUUAUGGAUAUCAAUAUGGACAGCAGAAUAGACAAAAUGAUAACACAAAUGCGUAUAAAGAUGGAUAUAUGAACGGUUGGAGUUUUCAUAAUACUUCUGAUAGCAAGCUCGAUGGGGGAGAUUUAGAAUCAGAAAAAAAACAGAUUGAAGAUAGCGUCACCAGUACCGCUACUACUGUCACUUCUGUCGCUAGUGUUACCAGUACUCCGAGUCCUGUAUUUCUGCAGAAUAACGACGAGACCCGACACUUGGACAUGCAUUUCGAUACACAAUCAGAUACUCAACUGGAUAUUUCUUCUCAUCAGACUUCUGAGUUAUCAGUGAGUAGGAAAGGAAGUUAUCAGAGCAUGCAAUACGAAAGUGAGAUCGAAUGUGAGCAUGAGGAAAUCGUCGAUGGUAGUUGUCACAUUCAGCAGUACGCAAAAGAUGAGGGUUGGAACGGUAAAAAUCAGUUCAAUAGACAAGACGACAAUGUGUUGGAAUUUCAAUACUUUGCACCGGAAAAAUCUCAAGACAAAGAGCAAGACAUUUUAUUUAAGCAUACAGAUACGAAUGUUAGUUAUCAAAGUCAGAAAACAUCUCAGUUUCAAAAGCGCGAAUCGAAACAAGAUUCAAUGCAAAUGACCGGAAGGAUAACCAGAACCAACGAACAGCAAAAUGGGGAUAACAGGAACGGGCUCACGCAAUCGAACGGUCAAAAUCGAAGGAAUAACCAACAGCAUCAUAAACAAAACCAGAACAAUCAAGGACAGCGACGGUUGAGUUAUUCAAUUCAGCAUGGGAAUAAUUAUGCAGAACAUAAUAAUAGGUAUCAUACACAACAACAAAAGGAAGGAAUAAAAGGAAACGAGCAGGGAGCAUACGUGGUAUACAAUACAAAUGGAUGUGAGAGUAAUCAACGGCAUAGCAAUAACUUUGAUCAGAACAACAAUGCUUCCAAUAUUCAGGACACCGUUUAUUCCCAUUCUCAUACGCCCUCUCUCAAUGAACAGAAACAACAUUACGGUCAUAACACGUUUCCUACAACCCCAUUUCAGACCCAAACGUUAUCUGCUCCUCCAAAGCGUCCGUAUUCUGCUCAUAUGCCCUUUCACGAUGAACAAAGAACACCACAAAUGAGCACGCCGUCUGUACAAACGAAUCAGAGGAGUAACGAAACAGACGAGCCAUCUAUAAGUAGAAGAAGAUCAGGUGGGCAACAGCAGCAACCUACCGGAAUGAAAUUCGGAAUCGGGAAAGGUGAGAAAAGCACCAAUGAAAACAAUGGAAGGGAAGAGAAUCAAUUAUUUGAGCAAUGGCGAGCGAAUGGAAAUAAUGGCAACGGUAAUAGUGGAAGAGGGAAUAUGGGGAAUUACAGCAAGAAUAACAGUAGCGGUAAUAAUAGCAGCGGUAAUAAUAAUAGUGACUAUGGGUAUUCUAAUAACUAUCAGAACCCCAUACACAGCCAUAGCAAUCCUAGUACACAUGUUCACGCCAAUACCUACACAAACGCACCACCAUCUCUUACAACCACGCAAACUCACCCCUCUUCAUCAGCACAGGGCACGAAUUAUAAGCAAGUUAAACCUGCGCUACAUCCGAUCCAGCCUCCAGCUUAUUCAUCUACAAGUCAUCCUACGUCUCCCAUCUACUUUUCUCCACGUCCCAAUCCAUCCACGACAUCUCCAUCAUCUGCCGCGCCAGUGACAUCUACCACGUACGUGAAAGCAAGAUAUGUGCUACCGUCAGUAUCAUACCCUCAUCAAGAAGAUUUGAAUAGUAGAAAUGGCGAUAACGGAAACGGAAACGGAAUUGCAGGGCCGAAUACGAAUGCGGGUGGAAAAAGAAAAAAUGUAGAUAAUAUGGGAAAAAAAGGAAAUGCGGGAGAGAAAAAGAAUGGAAUAGGGAGGGCAAGUGAGAAAGAAAGAGAUAAUAAUUUUGAAAACGGCGUAUGCGGUCAACGCCAACAUGGCCAGAGUGAAAAUGGACGCCAGCAACAGAUGGGAAACAAUACUGGUGGAAACAAGAAUAAAAAAAGGAACCAAUGGUCUCACAAUAAAAAUAAUAACAGUCAGAACAACAACUAUUACAAUAAUGUCACUCAGAACAAGGUUAAUGUUACUAGCAAUCUUGGCAAUUUUGCACACGGCAACCACAACGAACUCGUUUAUAUUCCCACGGGUUCGACGUUUUCCUACUCACAGUAUUCUGUCAACAACUCCGUCCAGGCCGACGUGAAUGUUCAAAGUGCUCCAAAUAAUUCUCCUUCGUAUGAAGUAUCGGGGAAUCGGUAUAACGGUAAUGACGGUCAAGGAAUACAAAAAGGUGACAUUAAUCAUUCCAAGAAGCAAGAUAGAGGGAACGGUCGUGUUGCGAUGAAUCAGCGAGAUGUUUAUAAUUUCGGGCGACGAGGAAAUAACGCUAACAACAGUAACAACAGCAGCAAUUUUAAUGCGCAUAAUUCGGCACAGUCUUUCUGCCAAAAUAUACAGCAAUUUGCACCCGACCAACAUAUGCCCUUGCUCCUAUCAUCUGCACGGAACUCAAUAAUAGAUGAUAAUGUUGACAUCAAUAACAAUGCUUCCUCUGAUCACCAAUCUGCACACACAGAAGAUGUGUUUGUAAAUAGUACCGCUGAUAGUUCGCGGAUGGUCAAUCUGGCAAUUGGAAAUGGGCGGAGACACAAUAAUAAUGGCCAAGGAGGUGGAAGACCAAAUGAACAUAACGAUGGAAACCAGCCUAGAGGUCAGGGGACGGAAGGAAAAAGUAAACGGCGUGCGAAGAAGAACGCACGGAAUGGGUCUGCUCAAAAGAAUAGCAUUAGAAGAGACGAGACAUCCACAUCUCAGUCUUCAUUACAUUCGAAUGGAAACUACAUAUCGUAUCCUAAUAAUGCUAUCAAAAAACCUGCACCUUACCACAACAACAAUACUAGUAAUAAUAACUUCAGUAAGACUAUCAAUAAGAACGCAACCAAUUCCCCAUCUUAUGCUCGUUCUCAACCUACUUCCCUAAUAAUGAUGACAACGACGAAUAACACACAGCCCUCGCAUCCAUUCACUACGCCAUCAGUGUACAAUAAUAUGGCAUCGAACCAGUUUACCCAUGUACAGUCUUCCAACUCGACAUCCUCCAACACUGAUUCAAUGUCUUCGAACGCAAUAGAAACGAUUGGACAGUCACUAAACCAAUCGUAUGGACGUGGUGGACGCGGCGCAAGGAAUGCUGGCAAUAGGCGAGCAAGUGAGCAGAAGUAG
Paraglomus occultum is the source of this 4614-nucleotide messenger RNA. The record is from the annotation of a GenBank genome assembly. Lineage: Eukaryota; Fungi; Glomeromycota; Glomeromycetes; Paraglomerales; Paraglomeraceae.